This is a messenger RNA of Sparassis crispa, 1686 nucleotides long. Its product is annotated as ATP-dependent RNA helicase HAS1. The coding region runs from base 1 to 1686 and encodes 561 amino acids. Gene Ontology annotation, cellular component: nucleolus. Lineage: Eukaryota; Fungi; Basidiomycota; Agaricomycetes; Polyporales; Sparassidaceae. Gene Ontology annotation, molecular function: RNA helicase activity; ATP binding; nucleic acid binding. The record is from RefSeq and is a predicted model, not a curated record. Gene Ontology annotation, biological process: maturation of LSU-rRNA from tricistronic rRNA transcript (SSU-rRNA, 5.8S rRNA, LSU-rRNA). The transcript has 6 exons.
AUGGCCGCAGAAGGCGCAACCGCACCGUCACCGGUGCCAAAUGAGAACACCCCAGGCCGAAAACCGUUCUCAGAACUCGAGCUCUCAGAUGCGACGACGAAGGCGCUCGCCAAUAUGGGAUUCACGACAAUGACACCCAUUCAGGAGAAAUCUAUUCCUCCUCUAUUGGCCGGCAAGGAUGUGUUGGGUGCUGCGAGGACGGGGUCCGGGAAGACGUUAGCGUUCCUUAUCCCUGCCAUAGAGUUAUUACACAGGAUGAAGUUCAAGCCCCGGAAUGGAACUGGUAUCAUUAUUGUUUCCCCAACCCGAGAGCUCGCCUUGCAGAUCUUCGGAGUCGCGAAGGAGCUCAUGGCACAUCACUCGCAGACCUUCGGUAUCGUUAUGGGCGGCGCAAACACCAGAGGAGAAGUAGACAGGCUGCAAAAAGGUGUCAACCUGCUUGUUGCGACGCCCGGACGACUGCUCGAUCACCUACAGAACACGAAGGGCUUUGUGUUCAGAAAUCUGAAGGUGCUCGUGAUCGACGAGGCGGAUCGGAUAUUGGAGGUCGGCUUCGAGGAGCAGAUGAAGAAGAUUAUUUCUAUCCUGCCCAACGAAAAUCGACAAUCCAUGCUCUUCUCCGCAACCCAAACGACAAAGGUCACGGACCUCGCACGGAUGUCGCUGCGACCUGGCCCACUAUACAUCGACGUGGAUAAGACAGAGCUCACAAGUACUGUCGCGACACUGUCUCAGGGAUAUGUUGUCUGCCCCUCGGACCAUCGAUUCCUAUUACUGUUCACCUUUCUCAACAAGUACAGGAAGAAGAAGGUCGUGGUCUUCUUCUCCAGUUGCAAUUCUGUGAAAUACCACGCAGAGCUGCUAAAUUAUAUUGACGUCCCCGUACUCGACCUGCACGGUAAACAAAAACAACAAAAACGAACGACCACGUUCUUCGAGUUCUGCAACGCAGAAUCCGGCACCCUCCUCUGCACAGACGUCGCAGCACGAGGACUAGAUAUCCAGGGCGUCGAUUGGAUCAUUCAGUACGACCCACCGGACGACCCGCGAGACUACAUCCACCGUGUCGGCCGGACAGCGCGCGCAGGGAAGGUAGGCAAGAGUCUGAUGUUCCUGCUCCCAAGCGAGCUCGGGUUCCUGCGAUACCUGAAGGACGCGAAGGUGCCUCUGAACGAGUUCAGCUUCCCCGCCAACCAAAUCAAGAACGUGCAGUCACAGUUGGAGAAGUUGUUACACAAGAACUACUUCCUGCACCAGUCCGCGCGGGAUGGCUACCGGUCAUACCUGCAGGCGUACGCGUCGUAUUCGCUGAAGAAGAUCUUCGACGUGAACCAGCUCGAUCUCGCGAAGGUGGGCAAGGCGUUUGGGUUCUCGGUGCCUCCACGCGUGAACGUCAGCAUUGGCGGUGGGAAGGGGGGUGGGGGGAGGACAGGGAAGAAGCGGAAGCGGAGCGAGGACGACGGGGAUGGGAACGAUGAAAUCUGGGAGGAGAUUGAUGCCGCAAACAAGGAGGAGGGUGAUGGGGAAGGUUCUGAGAACGGCGAGGAGCGCGUUCCCCGGAACCAGAUGCGGCGAAAUGGGAAGGAGAGAGGGAAGGAGACGCUGGGGCGCCAGAAGGUGGAGAAGGAGGUGUACAGGAAGGGAAUGCAGAACAGGAAGCGGAAGGGAGCAAGCUGGAGCCGGUGA